Messenger RNA from Triticum urartu, 1162 nucleotides. Its product is annotated as protein DOG1-like 3. Gene Ontology annotation, biological process: DNA-templated transcription. NCBI's taxonomy places the organism in Eukaryota, Viridiplantae, Streptophyta, Magnoliopsida, Poales, Poaceae. The record is from RefSeq and is a predicted model, not a curated record. Gene Ontology annotation, molecular function: sequence-specific DNA binding.
GUCCAUCGCCACCUCGCCACCCGGCCACCACACAUGGCCUCCUGCAUGCGGGUCACCUGUCGCGGCCUCAUACGCCCCGGCGGCCCGCGCCCGCAGCCGUCGCUUCCUCCCGUUCAACGGCCCCGAUCACCCCGCCGCCAUUUAUAAGUACCGCCGGCACGCGCGCGAGCAAGCUCACUGUACCACCCCUGCCUGGGAAGAAAAGGGAGAGAACCGGACGAUGGAGCUGGAGGCGGCGACGCGGCGCUUCCAGCUCUGGCUCCGCGGGCUGCGGUCGCUCCGCCGCGACCUCCGGACGGCGCGCUGGGCCGACGACCCGGCGCAGCUCGCCAAGCUGGUAGCCGGCUACGUGUCCCACUUCGCCGACUACUGCGCGGCGCGGGCGGAGCUGGACCCGGUGUGGACGCUGGCGGCGCCGUGGGCGAGCCCCGUGGAGCGCGGCGCGGCGCACUGGCUGGCCGGGUGGCGGCCGACCACGCUGGUCCACCUGCUCUACACCGAGUCCGGCAGCCGCUUCGAGGCGCAGCUCCCGGACCUCCUGCUGGGCGUGCGGUCGGGCAACCUGGGCGACCUCAGCCCGGCCCAGCUGGCGCAGAUCGACGAGCUGCAGCGCCGCACCGUGGCGCAGGAGGACGAGCUGUCGCGUGAGAUGGCGCGGGUGCAGGAGGGCCACGGCGCGGUGGGCGCCGGCGGGGAGCUGGUGGACGUGGGCGGGCUCGUCGGCCGCGUCGGCGCGGUGCUGGCCGGGGCGGACGCGCUGCGGCUGCGCACCAUGAAGCGCGCCGUGGAGAUCCUCGAGCCGGCGCAGGCGGCCGAGCUGCUCGUCGCGGCGGCGGACAUGGAGAUCGGGUUCCGCGAGUUCGGGCUCAAGUACGACGGCGUCGGCGCCGGCGGCUCGUAACGUCCAGCCAGCUAGGUCGGUCAUCAUCGGCGCUCGGCAGGUCCAGCCCGGUUUUUUUCCAGGUGUAGUUGGUUUGACUGGGACAGGGAGGCUUUCCACUCUUGUAAUCUUGUUGCCGCGACGAUUGUCCGCCAGAUCGGUAGAUCGACGGCUGUCGCGCGGUGAGUGUUUCGUCGUAGCUGGGCCGUGUCAGGGCGUGCUGUUGACCGAGCGACAAGUAAUAAAAUGCAGAGACACACGCUGCAUGCUUUUUUGGACUAA